This is a messenger RNA of Patiria miniata (bat star), 3824 nucleotides long. Its product is annotated as metal cation symporter ZIP14-like. The transcript has 11 exons. Bases 157 to 2010 code for a protein of 617 amino acids. Gene Ontology annotation, molecular function: zinc ion transmembrane transporter activity. Gene Ontology annotation, biological process: zinc ion import across plasma membrane; intracellular zinc ion homeostasis. Lineage: Eukaryota; Metazoa; Echinodermata; Asteroidea; Valvatida; Asterinidae. Gene Ontology annotation, cellular component: membrane. The record is from RefSeq and is a predicted model, not a curated record.
UACAGUGAUACUCGGCCGGAGGAACAAAGCGCCGGGGUGACGACUAAGAGUAUACAUAGGGGCGUUCACAAUCAUACCAAAUGCUUGUGUCAAUCUCUUAAAACUCACUUCUGUCCACUGAAACGAUUCAGUCUUCAGUUUUAGCGCCAAGUUGCAAUGGCAAGCUUCGUCAGUCUAGCCUGUUGCUUGAAGGCCUGUGUGCUGUGUCUAAUGUGCACAGCUAUGGUAUCCGAAUGCACCAAAUUACUGGGAAAGGAAUUGCAAAACUCUCGACCCGGUUUUAAAGUCAUAACAGAAGGAAAAAGUGUCGGCGCAGACGCAGCUAUUGUCACAUCUCAACAGCUGGAUACGAAGGAUAUUAGUCCUGAAGAUCACCUGUCCUGUCGGCAAUUCUUUAAGAGGGAGAUAUGUGACGAGUGCUUUAUAGAGAACAACAGUGUUUCUAGCAACGCACAACUCGGCGGCACAGCCAGCCGGCGAGAUGGCCCAGUGGCCCCCGCCACUAUCAACGAGCUGGCUCGCGUGGGCUCGGUACUCGUCUCCAAACUCCAACAGGGAACGUGCGCGUUGGGCCGGUCCACCGUAGGAAGAGUGCGCAGGUCGGUCGUGGUCGGCGACAUAGAUGCAUCCUUGUUUGUCGAAGCGAUCUACGAAAAGUACGGCACUUCAGGUGUUAUCAAUGAAGAUCAGUUUGACAGUCUACUCCAGGAUCUAGGUGUCGGGAAGCUAAUGGCUACUACUACCGCACAGUCGCCGACAAACCAUUCAGAUUCAGACGAUGAUCAUACUGCCAUUAAACAAUGCUUCUUGGCCGACGAUCUAGUGGCCAUCUUCAACGCGAGCAAGGGUAUUCCAGAGGAGAGAUUUGCAUCAAUCUGCCCGUCUCUCAUCCAGCAGAUCACUCAGGGGUGCGUCGCCCCUGUUACCCCACCAACAGAGCUAGAUCUAAAAAUGUAUGCCUGGGCUACCAUAGCCGUAGCCUCUAUCACAAUACUAUCCAUGCUGGCCAUGAUAGCCGUACCCACUCAUGGCUCCAGGUUCUACGCUGCUGUUAUGCAGCUGUUCGUAGCCCUAGCCGUAAGCUCGUUGUCCGGGGACGCCUUGCUGCAUCUCCUACCUGAGGCUCUAGGCAUCCACGGCAUGCCCAAGACGGAGGGUCAGCCCAACCACAUCCUCAUCACCCUGACUGUCAUCCUCGCUGUUUACUUCUUCUUCGUGUUUGAGCGGUUGAUGUCACUCUGUCUAAAGGGGAAGCCCCACGGCCACGGUCACGUCCAUUCUCGUCCCAGGCGAGAGACUUUCAUCGAAGACGACGAAUGCGGGACGCAUCUUGAUGCGAUGAAGGAAGUCGGCGAGAAAUACCAUCACGAGAGCACGAAAACUGAUGAAAACCACGAUGGAAAGCAGGAUGAUCAGGACACGAUAUCAAACAAAGAGGUGGAGGAAACGACAACCAAGGAUAUGAAAUUGGACAAAGACAAAGAAGCCGCCUCUGAAUUACCAAAAUCUCAACAGACAAUAUUUGGACUGAACAUGCUGUCAGUCAUGGUGUUAAUUGGGGACGUAGUCCAUAACAUCACUGACGGUAUAACCAUUGGUGUGUCCUUCGUCAACGGUCCCUUCGCUGGUAUCUCGACGACCAUAGCCGUCUUCUUCCACGAGGUUCCCCAUGAAAUCGGUGAUUUUGCUGUGUUGCUUCGGAGCGGUGUUUCAUUCAGGAAGGCCAUGCUGUGUAGCCUGAUCAGUAACAUGAUAGGCUUUGCCGGGCUCUAUGCCGGGCUCCUCCUGGGCAGCGAGAAUGUCAUCCAGAGGUGGAUAUUCGCCGCUACCGCUGGAAUGUUCCUCUAUAUAGCUUUAGUCAGCCUGGUUCCGGAGAUGAACCAACAAGCGGAAGAGGCUGAGCGAAACCCCUGGAGGGUCUUCUUGAGACAUAACAUCGGGUUGCUACUAGGCUGGACCGUCAUGUUGGCACUUGGGGUUUACGAGCAAUACACCGAAGAUUUGUUUUAAAGACAAGUACUGUACCUUAGGCGAUGGCUCCGCUCAAUGAAAGCUACAAUCCUGGCCAAUUUUUGCUUGGCCCCAACCCCCUGGCUACCGCUGAGUGUUGUCUUUCUUGACACGGUGUGCUCCAUCAGCACAUUGACCGAGGGAGCGGGGGAGUGGGUGACCGUGGGAGGCUAAGGAAGUGUCCCCACCAUUUUGGCCGGGAUUAUAGAUAGAUAACCACUAUAUCUGGUCAAAACUGCAGCUUAAGAGAAAAUGUAUUUGAAGUAUAUGCUGAAAGACACAUAGGAUCAUCAUUGCAUUUAUUCAAAAAGUUACAUUCAAAAACUUUACUUGUAUUUAAGAUCGUACUGGCACUAAACACCCCAUGAAAUUGUUCCAUAUGGCUUACUGUCAUUUAAAUGAAAUCAAAAAAUGUAGGUGAUUUCCAACAAUCGGUCAAUUGACAGAUUUUUUGGAAAUAUUAGUUUAUAGACGAAAUCGUAUUUCGUGAUCGAAAGGUUGUGCAUGGUUUCCACUAUUUUCUCAGAAAGAGUAAAUUAAAAACCAGUGAGUUGAACUUUAACAGGUAAGGCUGCCCCCUCCACCGUUUGGAUGCGCUACUGGACAUCGUUUAGGCUCUUAAUGUAUUUCUCUAAAUCAUAGAAUGAUGAACCAUUUGAAUGAUUAUCAGUUGCAAUCAGGCAUUCCUAGAAUUUUGUAUCAAUUAAUUUUUUGAAAUAUAUUUUUAAACGUUUACAAUAGGUAAUCUCAUUACCUGUAGUCAAAAGUCAUUUCAUUUAUGAAAAUUCAACCAAUUACAUUGUUUGUUUUCUCUUUAAUACAUGUGCAUGCUAAUAUAAUUCACAUUUAUACUAUGAUUAGAAAUGAUAUGUACUACAAUUAAUAGGAGUUGUUAAAGUUCUUGAAAUUUAAAACAAUCCAAACACUUUUUUGGCAAAGUUAUUUUUUUCCUUCGUAAAAUUUACCUUUCUGAACUUAAGAAUAUUUGUGAUCAUAUAGCCAAACUACAUGGACUUACAGUACACAGUUAACUGAAGAAAUAAUAAAACACAUUACACAGUUCUUAAAAAUAUUCCCAAAAAUAAAAUAUUCCACCAGUUGACAUAUAUUUUAAAUUGUAGGGAUAAUUUCUGUACAAACGAAAAAAUGUUUCAUACUUGUUUUUAACAACCAUGCAUGUAAAUCAACCCAACCACUAGUUUACAUGACGUUUUGGCUGUAAAAAAAACAUUUAAAACUGACCUUAACAUAUCUAUACUUAAGUAAACUGGCCUAAUUCUUACACACAUUUGAUACAAGGCAGCUGAUUGUCGUGACGGUGGCUAAACACCCCUAACCCUCUCACUGACCAAUAUAAAUGAUUUAUGAAAUAGCAAAGAAUUAAAAAAUAUUAUCACGUUUCUAGAGUAAUGUCACCAUUACACCUCUUGAUCAGUUGCUUUAGGCCCUUUGGACUUUCAUGCAUUGACUGCGACCCCCCGCCCCCCUCCGAACAAAUCUUGGAACAUCCCAGUCAUUACUUCUGCAAUACCCCCUGAUUCACCACUGUCUUACAACCGUAUGCCAACUUGUAUUCCUCUCAAGCUGCUACAAGUAUGUACCAGAAUUUAAUUUGGGUCAUGUUUAAUCAUACUAAGAUGAGAUGGCAGCUUUGUUGCCAUGGCAUCCGCAUCAGGGUGGUACUUCCUAAACUUGAGCAUCUGACCCCUGGACAAUGCAUCAGCAGCCCGGUGAAGCGGGACACACUUUUUAUCCUUCCCACAUAACAACUUCAAAUCCAAAUCUAUCUCAAAGCUCAGCGCCCUUGAUUUAAU